This is a messenger RNA of Electrophorus electricus (electric eel), 5587 nucleotides long. It is a transcript of the gene snapc4, whose product is annotated as small nuclear RNA activating complex, polypeptide 4. Gene Ontology annotation, biological process: snRNA transcription by RNA polymerase II; snRNA transcription by RNA polymerase III. NCBI's taxonomy places the organism in Eukaryota, Metazoa, Chordata, Actinopteri, Gymnotiformes, Gymnotidae. The record is from RefSeq and is a predicted model, not a curated record. Gene Ontology annotation, cellular component: snRNA-activating protein complex. Gene Ontology annotation, molecular function: RNA polymerase II cis-regulatory region sequence-specific DNA binding; RNA polymerase III type 3 promoter sequence-specific DNA binding.
AUAAGGUUAGUGUGGCGGGGUCUCGACUUAUAUUACUGAUGUCCUCACUAAGUUGGGGCAGAAAGAGUAAAUAUUUUACGCAUGGAUGGAGGUGCUGACAGGAUAAAAAUGACGGCUCCAGAAGACAUCUUGGCGCAGAGAAACAAAAUACAACGUCAGAUUUUGGCGCUGGAGUCCACUCUAGGCGCCGAUAGUAGCGUUGUAGAUUUGCUGUCAUCGGACAGCGACAGUGAUAGUUUGUCUGAGGACAGUAACAGUGGACGUGUAGGGGAGAAAGUGGCGCAAGAUGCCCUGGAGGCAGAGCGGCAGCAAAUACUGCAAGAGAUUAAGGAGUUAGAGCAAACACUUGGUCCAAAUGCAGCACUCGUUGAUGCCCUGACAGAUAGUGAACAUGGCACUGGCAGUAAACUGGUUUCUAGUGAUGAAGAUAGUGAUGAUGAGGAGCUGUGUCUUCCUCAAGACAUGGAGACCUGCCUGCAGAUGAAUUUGGUCUAUCAGGAGGUGCUGAAAGAGAAACUAGCUGACUUGGAGCGCCUCCUUAAUGAAAAUCGCCAGCAGCAGGAAGAGAUUGAAACCCAGCUUUCUGGACCAUCUUCCACUUCAAGGCAGCCUCACUUGAAACUCUUCCUUGGCACCUUUAUGAAACCAUAUUUUAAAGACAAGCUCACUGGUCUGGGCCCGCCUGCAAAUGAAGAAACCAGAGAGAGGUGUAGUUAUGGAAAAAUGCCCUGUGAUGAGAUGAGAAUCAGAAGAUGGAAUGGUUGGCAAAAAACUUUGCUGAUUGACACAGUUGUCAAAGACACUAUGAAACGCAUGCAGCAGCCAAAGAUGUCCAAGGUGGAAUACUUAACUGGAAAACUAUCUAAAGCAGAAGAUAAGGAAAAAGAAGAACUAAAAAGACAAAUUGUUCUUCUGGAGAAGGAAAUCAAAGAAAUUAGCUCAAUGAAGGAAGACCAGCUGUAUGGAAGUCGCUGGGAUGAUCAUGACUGGGAGAAAAUAUCAAAUAUUGAUUUUGAGGGCCAUCGACAUCCUGAGGAUUUGAUGAGGUUCUGGCAAAAUUACCUGCAUCCCUCCAUUAACAAAUCAUCAUGGAAUCAGGAUGAAAUCGAGAAGCUCAGUAGCACUGUGGUACAGUACAAAUACUGCCACUGGGAUCAAAUCUCAGAGGCUCUCGGGACCAAUAGGUCAGCUUUCAUGUGCUUCCAGACAUACCAGCGCUACAUCUCUAAAAGCUUUAGAAAGAGAUUUUGGACUAAAGAGGAGGACCAGAUCCUCCGAGACCUUGUGGAGAAGAUGAGAAUUGGCAACUUCAUACCAUACACUCAAAUGUCAUAUUUUAUGGAGGGUCGCGAUCACUCACAGAUCAUGUACCGCUGGACAGCUGUCCUUGAUCCUUCGAUAAAGAAGGGCCCUUGGUCAAAAGAAGAGGACCAGUUAUUACUAAAAGCUGUGGAGAAGUUUGGGUGCAAGGACUGGUGUAAAAUCAGACUGGAGGUUCCAGGCAGGACGGACAAUGCUUGUCGGGACAGGUAUCUGGAUUGCCUCCGGGCGGAUGUGAAAAGAGGCACAUGGAGUGCAGAAGAAGUUGAAUUGCUGAAAAAAAUGGUUGAGAAAUAUGGUGUUGGUAAAUGGUCCAAGAUUGCCUCGGAAAUUCCAAACCGGAUUGACUCUCAGUGUUUGAACAAGUGGAGAGGGAUGAUGCAGUUAGCUACGAAAAAAGGCACAAAAAGAGUAAGAAAGAAAACACCAAUGAGUCUCAAUCAAGGUUCCUGGCCAAAGAGGAGAAAAGUGAUCGAGGAGGAAGAAGGGGCCGAAGAGGAAGUCAAAUCGGACUCCAACUCUGAAGACGAAAAGGUAAAAUUGGAAUACAUGGACAGCGAUGGGGAACAGGCAGGAGGUAACAAAUUGGAUGUCCCCUCGGAAGAGGAGAUGGACCAUAAAGAAGAAUACAUCCAACCUGACAUAAAGGAGUGGAUCCCUGCCGGUGGGUUUGUGCAUCCUGCGGGGACCGUAAAAACCAUGCUAGUCAGGUUGCCCACUGAGGAGGACGAGCGGGAUUGGGGAAGGCGCACAGGUCAAAGUGUCGGCAACAGCCCCCUGACACCGCCCUGUCAGUCAAAGCCUGUUCGAAGCACUGUGCUGGAUCACCUGGGGAACCCUGUUAAGACUUAUGUGGGUAUAGAACCACCUGCUUUACCAAUGUGGGACUCCUGCAAUGAAAAUGCUAUGGACAAAGUGCCUGUUAGCGAUGUUCGAUACUUACUCAUUUGGAGCAGUAAUAGACAUCAUAUGAAAGCAAUAAUGCGCAAGAACAAAAAAAACCCAUCUUCAGCCAAGGAACAAAAGCAUGCACAAAGUUACGAGCAGGAGACCAAAAGAGUGAGGAGGCAUCUGAGUAGAGACACCACAAACACCCCCAACACACAGACCAGCCUCAACUAUGCUCUCAUGAUUGCUGUCCUUCCAUGGGUUGGCAAUGUGAUGAUGCCUCUCCUUUUCAGCAGAAAGAAAGUUUGUGAAGCUGAUAUUGUCCGAAAAAGAGCAGCAGUUGUCCAUCUCCAAAAAACGUCAGUUUUUUUGCUCUUUCUGAAGGCCCUUCACAUCGAUGCUGAAGGGUGCAAGAAAGUCAUCGAGGCUCGCAAGGCGUUGGUAAGCCGCACAUCCUCAGUCAAGUGCACUCAGUCACGGAGACAUCAGCCUGAGCCAAUCACUAAUUCAAAACCCCAAACAGCCAUGCAGUACAAUCCUCGUUCCAGUUGUGCUACCAUGACAGUGGCUAAGCUUCUUGCCAAAAAAAAUCUGCAGACGAGUAGUCCCAAACCGCCAGAGACUGAACAGACUCCUGCACCCCCACAGCCAACCAAGCUGCCAAUACCAAGAAAUAAACCUCGAAGGAAGCCACAACAGGUCUUGCAGUCUGCUACUCAGAUCAUGAGGCCUACUCUGGUGGUCCCUUUUAUCAGCCAGUCAAAAACACAUCAGGGAGUGGGUACUCCGGAGCCUGUUAGACAGGAAAUUUUACCUCUUCUACAAUCACAGGGUGCCUUUGAAGUUUGUCAGCCAGUAUUGCAGUUGGUUGUACCUGUAGAACCUUGGAAGAUGGCACAGCCAGAAGUCCCUCUUACUACAUUAACUUUGAGACCAUCCUCUACUGCAUCUCCUACAAAGAGCUUGGGGGAAGUAAAGACCCCCAAAACAGCUAUUCCUACAACCUCAACAUCUAGCCCAUCCACUACUGUACCUCCUACAAAGAGCUCAGGAGAAGUAAAGACCCCCAAAACAGCACCUCCUACAACAUCCACAUCUAGCCCAUCCACCACUCUACCUCCUACAAAAAGCUCAGGAGAAUUAAAGACCCCAAAACGCAUCUGCAGACCCACAAUGAAAGCCCAAGAACUGAUAGAGAAUGCUAAAAUCAAGGCUUCUGAGAAACAGAAAGUUAAAAAGAGACACGGUCAUGAUGAUGCCCCCACGGCUGUGUUACCACAAACUACAGCUUGGAUUCUAACUCCUACUGGUCUGAUGCCUCUGGCUGGAAUUCAUCUUACAUCUUCUGGUACCCUUGGUAAUCAGAACCCAGUGAUGCCUAACAUUGUUCCUCAGGUGUUAUUUGAACCACCAGUCAUAGUGAACCAAAAUAGCUCUUUCGCAUUUGUCAAUGCUGUGCAACCAAGCAAUACAACAACUGUCUCUCCAGCCCUUGUCUUACCUGGAACUAAUGUUACACCUCCAACAGCUAAACCAAACCUUGAUCAGAGCCCUUGCCUUUCCACUGCCUCAAACCAACACAAUGUUUCUUCACUUCUCUCUGUUAAUAAAGACUCCAAUAUCUCAACUACUAUCACAAAUACAUAUAGUGUUUCUGGAGUUACUAAUGCUAGUAGUGUGCCCACCAUUCUUAGUAGCCCUGCAGUUCAGUCUAAAGUCUCAUGUAGUCAAAAUCAAUCCAUCUUGAGUCUUGUUCCCCAAAUGACAAUUCAGUCACCUAUAAUAGUCAACCAGAAUAGUUCCCUUACUCUCCUCUGUGAUGCUGUGAGACCCACAGUUCCCUUAAAUUCCUCUGUGGCCCCUAAACCUGUUGCAUCCAACCCUGUAGGAAUAAGUCAAAAAUCUAUGCCAACAUCUGGUGUGAACACCACCAAAGCCUCUUCAUUAACUUCUGUCAAUAAUGUUCUCAGUUUCUCUUCAGCUUCUGCUGUUACACAUGCACCUGCUGUCCGACCAGUCAGUCCCAGCUUUUUGACCCUUUCAAGUCCUGUAAUUCAGAUGCCUUCGCCUACUUUUCCAGGUAAUCAGAAUCAAAGAAUGCCAUACCCUCAGAUAGUAAGUCAGCAACCAGCCAUAACGAAACAGAAUGGCUCCACGGCACUCAUAAACAUUGCAGAAUCAAGUAUAACAGUGAAUGGCUCGCCAGCCCCUAUUACAAAUGUUUCUCCCAGCCCUUCAGCACCCAGUAGAGACCCUUCAGCAUCUGCUGCAGAGAUCUCCAAGGUCUCCUCUGCUUCCUCUGUUACUAAUGAACUUGUGUCCCCAGACUCUGCAACAAAAACACACUGUGUACCUUCAGGCCCCUCUUCAGUUUUGAAUGUAUUCACAUCUGUGGUUAGCAGUGAAAUGUCUGCAGCUGCUCCACAGAAGAAUUCUGUGCACCAGGGCCCAGUCUCCAUCCAACACAGGUUACCAGUUGAAGUAAGAUGUCUACCUAAAGGUCAGUUGGAUGCUAAUAAAACUGCUGGCUAUACUGACCCUAGUUGUCAAAUUUUGCAUAAGACGAAAGCCCCCCAGGCCAAAAAGAAACCACUUCAGCCAGCAGCAGCCAUGUCUAAACCUGGUCCUAAACCUGAUUCUCUACCUUUUGAUCCAAACCUGAUGUUCCUUGAGCAUCCUGGACAAGUGAAGGACUGGAUUAAAGGGAACGAUGGGAUUUCACUGCCUUAUCUGGAGGAAAAAAUGCCUUAUCUUCCCCCUUUUGUCAGCAAUAUCAAUACACUGGCCUGUUUACUCAAAGCAAAACAGUCUUUGUUGAAGACAGCAGUGCAGCUCUUACCUGAAGAAGACCAAGACGGCAGUGGGGAGGAAGAAAAGGUAGCCGCUGUCCGUAAACUGGUAUCCGAAAAAUUCAAAACCAACCCAGCAUACUUGCUUCUGAAGGCACGCUUUUUGUCAUGUUUUACCUUACCUGCCCUUCUGGCCACCAUACAUCCAUGCAAGGAGUCACAGGACAGUUAUGAUAAUGAAGAUGACACCAAUGACCAAGUCAUGCUCCAGAUUGCAGGAUCUCUGCUCAGCAAAAAUGAAUGCGAAGCAUCAGAAGCACAGUUUUCUGGGAUCAGGGAAAGAAUGCAAAAUGACCAUCACACAGUACAGAGAUAGGGAGCAGUAUGUCCUUGUUUUCUCUUUUUGCAUGAGAAUUACACCAUCUAAGUACUAUGCAGUGUAGUGGGUCUAGUAUAAUAUGUAAAAUGUACACGUGGUUUUGAAAACAAAUACAAACAAAAAAGUUGUAAUUUAUUUUUGCUGUUUUUUUUUGUUGUUGUUCAUGAAGAGUAAUUCCUUAACUUAAAUAAAACUGACUGACUGAAUCUUA